UUCCCCGAGAAAUCGAUGUCUCAACUGUUUCCGGCAAAGCACAUAUGAACUCAAUUUAUUUUACCGAGGAAGAUUAUCAUGGUAUUGAAGCAGUGGAGGGCUAUUUGUACCAUUUCAAGGUCAAAUCAGUGACUCCUAAUGGGAAUUAUGACGUGGGUCCACCUCACAGAAGUUAUGUUUCUGUGUCUGGAUUGUCACCUGCUACAAAAUACGAGUUCGAAUUUGUAAAUCAGAAUUGGUGCCACGAAGAAUCGAAGCUGAGCGUCAAUUAUUCAGUCUGCACUAAACCUGCAGCACCCAAGAAGUCUACAUUUCAAGUCGACAGCAAUUUGACGAGUUUGACUAUCAAGGGAACAGCAUCCACUGUCCAAGCAAUCACCGGACCCCUUGACGCAUACAGAAUAAGCUACUUGAACAAUAAAGAUUAUAGGGAUGACACAUUCCAAGCCGACAAAAAUGCUGAUUUAGAAUUGUCUGGACUAGAGCCGGGAACACAAUACAGCAUUAAAUUACGAACUGUGGUGACAUCUGUGGAAGGUUGUGGUAUACAAGUGUCCUCAGAUGCAACAACACUCUAUGUCUGCACAAAAGUAGCUGGUGUCCUUGACUCUUUGACCUUGAAUGACACUACUGCGACCUCACUUACCAUCAGUGGAUUUGGAGUGAACUCUGGCCGCUUCACCUCGCUAAACAUCACUCUUCGAGGGAUUUGGUUAUCAAUGCCAUCGAAAUUUCUAAAGUAA
Symsagittifera roscoffensis is the source of this 743-nucleotide messenger RNA. RefSeq lists its product as uncharacterized. Gene Ontology annotation, molecular function: protein binding. Lineage: Eukaryota; Metazoa; Xenacoelomorpha; Acoela; Convolutidae. The record is from RefSeq and is a predicted model, not a curated record.